AUGGAAACCCCUUCUGCCCCGCUGGCCGUGCCAGCUGUGUCUUCUUUGCGUAUCCAGCAGGCCACGCCCAUGGAAAGGACAAUGAGCCAGGAUAUCCGAAACGAGCGUGAGGAGCUUCGUGAGGCAGCAGAGCAGACCCUCAAUACCAUCGUCGACCUCAAUCUGGACGGAACCGUCAAAUGGGUCAGUCCAUCUUGGACUGAUGUCGUCGGUACUCCAUUCGAGUCCAUUAGUGGCAAGCCAAUGUCAGACCUCAUCACUAGUGAGAACAAGAACGUAUUUACCGACGUGGUCGUUUCGAUGAAAAAAGACGAUUCGAGGAGCUACAGGAUUCGAUUCGCAGUUCAACUUGGCCCUUUGUCCAAGUUACGAUACGAGGGUCAAGUCGAAGGAGAAGAGCGUGCAGCUGGGGAACCGGAGCCACAAACGGCUGAUCUUGAAGCUCAAGGCAUUAUGGUGUACGACAGUGCAUCCGGAGGAGAGAGCCAUACUAUGUGGAUGCUUCGUCCGUGGACGGCCCCUCAAGAAAUUCAAAUUGACUUGCCAGAUGUCAUUGUCGACUCCCUUGGAUCUGGUGCUGAAUUACUGGCCAGUUACCUUACACGGCUCGCUGAAUCUGGUGGGGACGAUUCGCAAACCCGGGAACCGCCCGCGCCGGUGCUAUGUCGGAUCUGUGAACGGCAAAUUUCUCCUUGGUGGUUUGAAAAACACACCGACUUGUGUCUACAAGAACAUCGUGCAGAGAUGGACGUCCAAUUGGCACAGGAGAAUCUGACGGAGCACCGGCACGCCAUUGUUAGGGUCCUGGAUGCACUGGAAGCUCGGAAAAGCCGUUCAAUGAUCGGAGAGCAGCAAACUGGACCGAUGGCAGAGUACAAGGGCAUGCCUAUUGGCCCAGCUCCGUCUGCCCAAUCUUCACCCGGUACCUCUUUAGUACGGUCUCGUGAGCGUACAGGUGGUUUCGGGCAUGCCAGGACUAGGUCGUUUGCUAUACGCCGGCCCCAAGCCCGCAUAGUAGAGUUGCUUAUGGAUUUGUGUGAUACUGCCAUCGAAAUAAGCACUCCAGCCAUGAAGGAGAUGUCUCAGCAGGACGAUGGAGACUUACGCACUCAAUCUCCGCAGUCAGAGUCCAGAAUAUCGCAAGUCUUGCAAUGGCAGUCGCCGAGCACGAACACACUGGAGCAGGAACAAGGCUUGGCACUAUUAUGCUCAGAUACAGAGAAGGUGGCGAGGUUGAAGGUUGAUGCUGUGUUCCGUCAUCGCAGAAUUAUUGAAUAUGCUGAGCGUAUACGUAUCGAGAUGGCAGUACUGGUGCAAGACUGUAUCGACGAAGCGAUGAGAAAGGCCGCGCGGAUUGCGGCUGGUCGUUUGAGCGACUCAACUGAGGACGAGACCGAGGAGGACUUGCAAGCAGACAACGUUGAGGAAGACGGGGGCCAGGUCGAGGUCAGUGAAGAACCUCGUGGACGCUCAGCUGAUGAGGUAUCAAGGCAGUCGGUUUCCAGCCCUUCUGCCUUGGCGGCGGCCUUGCGUCAAAUGGACAUCUCCUCUGGCGGCUUGAUUCGAUCUCGUCCCGCUUCCUUCAUCGCAUCAACCAGGUCUAGCAGUCCCAAGGAAUGUCCCACGCCACGGUCCACAGUUGAUAGUGGCUCAAUACCGGCUGUGCAUGCUCGUCAUGCCAGGAGAGGCUCGUCCCUGUUAUACGAAGCCGAGUUUGCUGAGGGGAACGGAAGUCGACGAUCGUCAUCUGUGGCCUCCCUCAAUGCACCCCGAACGGAAUCACCGAUAUCCGAGUUCGGCGAUCUCAGGCGUGCUGCAAGCACCCGUCAUCAUCACCGAAGAAGCCUUGUCAUACCCGGGACAUCGUCACCCCGACGGCAGGAAUCGCCGUCCCGUUCUGCUCAACCUUCCUCGCCGUUGCGUAUCAAGCCACGCGUCAUACCCUAUCAAGAAGGACUAGCAUCACCUGAAGCAUCACCUAUGUUUCCUACGAGUGAAUUCAGCUCACCCGUUUCUCAUUCGGUACGCCAUCACAGACGCCAAUCAUCAGCAGCUAUAUCGGAUUUCGUCAUGCGAGCGCCACCGUCGCCUCGUCUAGGCGCAACGCAAGCACCACCGCAAGCUCGCGCCGCCCAGCCGUCUAUUAAAGACUUUGAGAUCAUUAAGCCGAUUAGUAAAGGUGCGUUCGGUAGCGUUUAUCUCUCGAAGAAGAAAUCAACUGGGGAAUACUUCGCCAUUAAAGUCCUGAAAAAGGCGGAUAUGGUGGCCAAGAAUCAAGUGGGCAACGUCAAGGCAGAGCGUGCAAUUAUGAUGUGGCAGGGACAAAGUGACUUUGUUGCCAAGCUAUACUGGACCUUUUCAAGCAAGGAUUAUCUCUACCUGGUUAUGGAAUACCUCAAUGGAGGCGAUUGCGCAUCUCUAAUCAAAGUACUCGGCGGCCUACCGGAGGAAUGGGUCAAGAAGUAUCUUGGUGAAGUUGUUCUGGGUGUUGAGCACCUUCACGAGAGAGACAUCAUUCAUCGUGAUCUGAAGCCAGAUAACUUGCUCAUUGAUCCAAAGGGUCAUCUAAAGCUGACGGAUUUUGGUUUGUCCCGAAUGGGGUUGGUUGGCAGACAAAAGCGCGCGCUGAAUAGCGAGACGACGGAUACAACGCCAGACUUGCUUAGGCAGGGACCCUUUGCUAGAUCUACAUCCAUGGCUUCUUCUCGAUCGACCUCCCUAGACUUGCACGGACACCCUCAUUCUCCCACGGGAACACCUAUGAUGACCCCAGACGUGGGCAGCGUUGUACAGCCAUCGUAUUUCAGCCUCGCAUCAUCUAUGCCACCAGAGAAUCGCAGGGUAUCCAGCAGCCGUAGGAGCGAUAGCGGUGGCAGUGAGUCUCUGGCUCAUCUGCUAACAUCAUUCUCUCUGGCUGACUCCGACCCUGGAUCUCAAUUGCUGAGUGCAAAAACGCCCAUUACGGAUGAUGAAGUUGUCAUUCAUGGAUCACCGGAUAUGAUUGCAAGCCAGCCCAACAUUAGAGCCAGCGUGGACGGCCAUUCCCGUAACUCCCUCCCGCCGUCGAACAUGAUGCCGCCGCCGAUGGCCCUGUUCGACCCCGAGGACACGAAUCGGCGCUUCGUUGGGACUCCAGACUACUUGGCGCCAGAGACAAUCAAUGGGGACAAGCAAGACGAAACUAGCGAUUGGUGGUCAGUCGGGUGUAUCAUGUUCGAGUUCUUGUUCGGCAUACCGCCCUUCCACGCCAGCGAAGCCGAGAAAGUAUUCGAUAAUAUUCUAGCACGAAAAAUCCAGUGGCCAGACGAGACCGUUUGUGAGCCCGUCUCAGAGGAAGCUAAAGAUCUCAUCAAUAAGCUACUGUGCAUGGAUCCUAAGGAACGGCUAGGAGCUAAUCGUGACGAAAAAUUCUCUUCCGGAGGAGAAGAAAUCCGAAGCCAUCCCUGGUUUGAAGGUAUCAACUGGGACCGUCUGCUGGAAGACGAGGCGCAAUUUGUCCCUCAGCCAGAGAAUCCUGAGGACACAGAAUACUUUGAUGCCAGAGGUGCUGUCUUGCAAUCAUUUGCAGAGGAAAUGGAAGACCAAAUGUCUCCACAAUCUUCCGCUGGUGGGCUUGAGUAUCCUGAUCGACCGCACGAUGCUCUUUCGCGAGUCCGAUCCCAAGUGAAUUCACUCAACCGCAAGUUGAUGCCGCUACAUAUCCCACCUCAUGUUCGCGAUCUCAAGUCAAGAAGGUUGAGCGAACCAGUAGCGACGGAUGACUUUGGCUCUUUCACUUUCAAGAACCUCCCAGUCCUUGAGAAGGCAAACAAGGACGUCAUCCAAAAGCUGAGGGCCGAUGCAAUGGCUUCACAACACAAGCAAUCUGCCAUUAGCCCCGGAGGAGUCACAAAUGUAGCCUCACCAGCCCCAUCUCUAGAUGGCAGUCCGGUUCUGGCUACACAUCUACACCGAUCGAUUUCGAAUGCCAAGGCAGGAAAUCGGCCGCAGUCUCCAUCGGGGUACAGUCACUCCAAUUCAUCGCCUAGCCGAGUUUCUCAGCCAUCAUCGCCUCUACUUGUCUCAUUUGUAGCCGGCCAAGGAGCAGAGGGUCGGCGGAAGGCAUCCAGCAACUCUUCAAGUCUUUCGCAUCAGUCAGGGCCACCAUCACUGCAACCUCAUUCUUCUCUUGAUGUGCCUAAGGUGCCGCCAAGCUUGCAGAAGGCCGCAACCACAGCCGCUGCAUCUCCCAUCAAGGGUCGCGGAUCGGCUCCGCCACCACUGGCUCUAUCCCCGCAGAAGCUCAUGUGCACACCGCGACAAAACAGCGGCUCGACGACAAGGUCCAGGUCGUUGACUGUAGGGUCACAGGAAGCUAGUCCUAUAUCAUCCGAUGUUCUUCAGCAUCAUCGCAAUCGGAGGAGCCAAGUGUUUGACAUGUCUCCCUCUUCAUCGGAUAACGAGGGCGACAAGCACAAUGCUUUGCUACGAGUACAAAGGCGCAGGCAAAGUUCACGGCGGCUUUCCCAAAUUGCCUUCGACAGUGGCCCUAGCUUCAGGCCUCUUGACGUUUUAAUCUGCGAAGAUCACCCUGUGUCGAGAAUGGUGAUGGAAAAGUUAUUGGAGAAACUCCGUUGUCGGACAAUAUCAGUAGCAAACGGCUCCGAGGCCGUUCGCUUCUCCAUGAGCGAAAUUCAGUUCGACGUUAUUUUCCUGGAGUACAAGUUGCCCCAGAUCAGCGGCGCCGACGUGGCACGAAUGAUUCGGGAGACCAAAAAUGCGAAUUCUCAUACCCCUAUCGUGGCAAUCACUGCAUAUCUUAAGGAGCUACAGGCGCCACACUACUUUGAUUCUUUGAUCGAGAAGCCAAUCAGCUCUUCCAAGCUGGCCGAGGUCCUACGGAGCCUGUGUCAGUGGCGUCCAGCCUCGCCGAACCGGAUAACUUCAGGGCCUCUUCCCCACCCUAUGCCCACUGGUCUCAAAAAGACCAAAUCAAGGGCCGAUGACAGCCCAACGUCAAGCCUGUCUGCUUUCCCGGGACGGCAUUCAUCUGCAAUAAUAUCUAGCCGAGAAGACUCCAUCAACUCGAGCAUAUUUGGGGACUCGGAGUCUGUCACAACGGACGAUGUUCCAGUCGUCAUCAGCCGCAAAGCAACAAGCGAAUGGGAGGAAGGGGGUCUCGGCAUCACGGAAUUUGAUAUCGUUUCAGCUGCAGACGGUCCUCCCAAGGCAGUGCCGCCCUUACUAGCCCAACAAUCAGCGCCAGGACAAAUGGAACACCUUCGCCGAGGUGACCGGAUCAGGCCGAGAAGGGAAAGCAGCGACAAGAAAGGAGUCGAAGCAACCGACUCGGCAGACGAUGAGGACGAAGAGACGGGCAAUUCCAAGGGAAAUCACCAACGGCGAAGCAGCAAACCAUUGCAGGGUAAAUCAACCCUGCCCAGCUCAAAAUUGGCCAUCGAAAUGAUGCGUGCAGACAGUCAUGAUAGCGUGACGUUCGGGUCUGAGAGCACCCCCGAAGCGGUAACACAAGUGGCAACAACACCAUCCCAAGAAAUGGGCACUCCUAUUCUGGCUGCAGUCGAGGGGGGAGCGACGGUCACUCCAGCAAACAGUCAGGCUAUUACCACUCCAGCAGGGAAGCAGGGCGGAAAGGAACCGACCGACAUGGCAGUUCCAGAAUGUGCCGAUGGCACACCACGACCACUGACGUUUGCACCCCCUGCCACGGAGCCGGGCCCGGUGGACUCUUCCAAAGAGGCUACACCACGACCUGGCGGGACAUGA
Messenger RNA from Metarhizium album ARSEF 1941, 5766 nucleotides. RefSeq names its product Serine/threonine-protein kinase domain protein. Gene Ontology annotation, biological process: peptidyl-serine phosphorylation; phosphorelay signal transduction system. The record is from RefSeq and is a predicted model, not a curated record. Gene Ontology annotation, molecular function: ATP binding; protein serine/threonine kinase activity. Lineage: Eukaryota; Fungi; Ascomycota; Sordariomycetes; Hypocreales; Clavicipitaceae. The coding region runs from base 1 to 5766 and encodes 1921 amino acids. Gene Ontology annotation, cellular component: nucleus; cytoplasm. The transcript is spliced from 2 exons.